Brachypodium distachyon (stiff brome) is the source of this 2304-nucleotide messenger RNA. Its product is annotated as probable galacturonosyltransferase 3. NCBI's taxonomy places the organism in Eukaryota, Viridiplantae, Streptophyta, Magnoliopsida, Poales, Poaceae. The transcript is spliced from 8 exons. The record is from RefSeq and is a predicted model, not a curated record. Gene Ontology annotation, molecular function: polygalacturonate 4-alpha-galacturonosyltransferase activity. Bases 69 to 2117 code for a protein of 682 amino acids.
AACGAAUUGCUAGCCGCCACCCACCACUCCUACCCCACAAAGUACUGGAGUACUCCACUCCUCCGUCCAUGGCGUUCCCCUCCAUCUCCCCCACGUCGGCGGCGGCCUGGCGCCGCCGCUCCGGCUUCCUCGCGCUCCUCCUCCUCCUCCUCUUCCUCUCCUUCCAGGUGGUCGUCCACGUCCCCUCGAUCAGAUCGGCGGUCUCGCUGUGGCUCUUCUCCGGCCACCGCCGCCAACCCCAGCGCGAGGGUCCCCGGAGCGGCGAUUUACAGGACGUGGAGGAUUUCAACAAGAUGGUCGCCUACACGGACCAGGACGGCCGGAUCAGGCUGUUCAGAGUCACCGCCAGGGAGUUCGCGUCGUCCUCUAUCUGGGAGAACCCUCUGUUGCCCCAAGAGAGCCACCCGGUCGCCGGAACUCAAGAGAAUGCUGAGGAGCAGCUACUGGCCACUGGAUCAGAAGACGCGAAUCUCUCAAGUGCAGCGGUUUCGGCAAGCCAAAGAACCGAUCCAAUAAAAUUAAAGCGAGAGAUAUUUCGGCGUCGAAGAAAGGAGCAGCGGAUUCAGGAGUUACUUAAUAUGGACAAAGAGGUCGAACUCCACAUGCGAAACACCGCGACAAACAGCUCGAGGAACUUUGAUAAUAAAGUAAAAGUCAGUUACAACAUAUGGAGGCAGGAGUUCCACCAUACUAAUACUGACUCCACACUGAAGCUCAUGAAAGAUCAGAUAAUAAUGGCCAAGGUGUAUGCCACCAUUGCACGUUCCCAGAACGAAACCGACUUGCACACAUCGCUCAUGAAGUGCAUAAAAGAAAGCAAAGCAGCUAUUGGGGAUGCAAACAUGGAUAGUGAACUGGAUUCAAGCGCUUUAGAGAGAGCAAAAGAAAUGGGACAUGUGUUGUCUUCAGCUAGAGAUGUCCUGUACAACUCUGACGAAGUAUCAAGAAGAUUGCGUGUUAUGCUACAGUCUGCAGAACUAAAUAUUGACACGGCGAAGAAGCAGAACACAUUCCUGGUUCAGCAUGCUGCAAAGACAGUUCCCAUGCCCUUGCACUGCCUACAUAUGCAGUUGAUAACUGAUUAUUAUUUUCGUGAUGGUGUGAUCAAGGAGUAUUUUCACGAUGCUGCUUUGAAGGACGAAGAAGACAAAGCAAAGCUUGAGGAUCGGUCACUCUAUCACUAUGCUAUAUUUUCUGAUAAUGUCCUUGCAGCCUCUGUAGUUGUCAGAUCAACUGUGACCCAUGCCAAGGAACCAGAGAAGCAUGUGUUCCACAUCGUCACUGACAGCCUUAAUUUUGCAGCUAUGAAAAUGUGGUUUAUCAGUCAUUCUCCUCGCCCUGCUACUGUCCAUGUGGAGAGCAUCAAUAAUUUCAAGUGGCUCAAUUCGUCUUACUGUUCGGCUAUGCGGCAACUUGAGUCAGCUCGUCUCAAGGAGUAUUACUUCAAAGCACAUGAUCCGUCAUCACUCUCUGAUGGAACCGAGAAUCUGAAGUACAGGAAUCCAAAAUAUCUGUCUAUGCUCAACCAUCUGAGGUUCUACAUGCCAGAAAUACAUCCCAAGCUUGACAAGAUACUGUUUCUCGAUGAUGACGUUGUUGUGCAGAAGGACUUGACACCCCUUUGGGAUGUUGAUCUCAAAGGGAUGGUUAAUGGCGCAGUUGAAACUUGCAAAGAAAGUUUCCAUCGUUUUGACACUUAUCUCAACUUCUCACAUCCUAAAAUCUCAGAGAAUUUUGAUCCACGGGCUUGUGGGUGGGCUUUUGGAAUGAACGUAUUUGACCUAAAGGAGUGGAAGAAGCGAAACAUCACCGGAAUAUACCAUUAUUGGCAAGAUUUGAAUGAGGGUCGCAAGUUGUGGAAGCUGGGCACAUUGCCUCCAGGGCUAAUUACGUUCUACAACUUGACAUACCCAUUGGAUCGCACUUGGCAUGUCUUGGGCCUUGGAUAUGAUCCAGCUGUUGACAUUGCGGAAAUCGAUAAUGCAGCGGUGGUUCAUUACAAUGGGAAUUACAAGCCCUGGUUAGACCUUGCCAUUUCCAAGUACAAGGCCUACUGGUCCAAGUAUGUCGAUGUUGACAGCUCGCACAUUCGGCAUUGCUACGCAAGCAAACAAUGACAUAUGUAUCAUUCAGUUUUGAUACUUUUAGAGCACGUGUUUUUUCACCAGGAGGGAGUUAGGUAGAGUAGUAAUAUGUCUAACAUAGUUCAGCGUCAUAAUCUUGUCACUCUCGCUCUUAAUAAUCUAGCUAUUACUCAUGUAUCAAAUGUGCGCCCAGUGAUUUUUUACUUCACAGCACAGUAAA